Trifolium pratense (red clover) is the source of this 1213-nucleotide messenger RNA. RefSeq names its product MADS-box protein EJ2-like. Gene Ontology annotation, biological process: positive regulation of transcription by RNA polymerase II. The transcript is spliced from 8 exons. The coding region runs from base 164 to 877 and encodes 237 amino acids. The record is from RefSeq and is a predicted model, not a curated record. Gene Ontology annotation, molecular function: protein dimerization activity; DNA-binding transcription factor activity, RNA polymerase II-specific; RNA polymerase II cis-regulatory region sequence-specific DNA binding. Gene Ontology annotation, cellular component: nucleus. Lineage: Eukaryota; Viridiplantae; Streptophyta; Magnoliopsida; Fabales; Fabaceae.
AGAAACCAAACAUAAUAGCAACCUUUUUUUUUAGAAUUUUCCAUUUUUAUUUCUUAUAUAUUCAAAUCUUCUAUUUGCACUAUUGUUUUAUCCCUUUUGGUACCCUAAACAAAGAGAUUAUUUAAGAAAGCAUUCCCAUUUCUUAUCUCUUAACCAAACAAAAAUGGGAAGAGGGAGAGUUGAAUUAAAGAGAAUAGAGAACAAAAUUAACAGACAAGUUACUUUUGCAAAGAGAAGAAAUGGUGUACUCAAGAAAGCUUAUGAGCUUUCAGUUCUUUGUGAUGCUGAAGUUGCUCUUAUCAUCUUCUCUAACCGUGGAAAGCUCUAUGAAUUCAGCAGCACCUCUAGCAUGAUGAAAACAUUGGACAAAUACCACAAGUACAGCUAUAAUGAAUUGGAGACCAACCAGCCAGCCAAUGCCACUCAGAAUUAUCAGGAUUAUGUGAGAUUAAAAGAGAAUGUAGAAACCUUACAACGUUCCCAAAGGAAACUUCUUGGCGAAGAUAUUGCACAAAUGAAUACAAGUGAGCUCGAGCAGGUUGAAAAUCAAUUGGAGACAGCACUUAAGAAUAUAAGAUCAACAAAGACUCAAUUCAUGCUUGAUCAACUUGCCGAUCUUCACAUUCGGGAAACUCAACUUGUUGAAACAAAUAAUGCUUUAAGAAGUAAGCUUGAAGAAACUGAUCAUAACUCACAAGUUCGAGGUAGAAUGUUGGCUCUUGGGUCUAACUUCCAUCACACACGCUUUCCUCUUCAACAUGUGGGAGUCAAUUCCAACUUGCAAUUUGGAUACAAUCCAAUGGAUUCUAAUGAUGUAAAUGUUGGAGCUUCAUCCUUAAGUAUGAAUGGAUUCACCUCUGUGACGUGGACGCUUUGACGACAUUGAAUUUUCAUACCAUAAUACCAUAAAGAUUAAAAAGAAAUGGCAAAUUCCCUUAUUUUCAUGCCAUAGCAUUAUUUGUCAAUGUUUACAUGAAGAAAAAUAUUCCCUUAUUUUCAUUUUGCUAGUCAUGCAUAAAUAAUGGCGAGUAGUAUUGUCAUAAAUUUCUUUUCUGAGACAAGUAUUGUCAUAAAAAUUUAUGAACCAACAACUUUGGAUAUUCGUAUAUUGAUCAAUUUAAAACUUUGUAAGCUUUUAUUCAUGGGAUAAGCAUAUGCUAAUAUAAUAAGGUUCAAUGUCUCUAUAUAUAUUGAACCUUUUUCAUUUUAUCUA